Messenger RNA from Sabethes cyaneus, 2130 nucleotides. RefSeq names its product CCR4-NOT transcription complex subunit 9 (gene Rcd-1). Gene Ontology annotation, cellular component: P-body; CCR4-NOT core complex; CCR4-NOT complex. Gene Ontology annotation, biological process: mRNA catabolic process; negative regulation of translation. The record is from RefSeq and is a predicted model, not a curated record. The transcript is spliced from 4 exons. The coding region runs from base 241 to 1122 and encodes 293 amino acids. Lineage: Eukaryota; Metazoa; Arthropoda; Insecta; Diptera; Culicidae.
AACAAAUUCGACCGAAGCCACUAGAAGAAAAAGAAGUGCCGAAGAGAAAAUUGUGCCAUUUUUGGAAUAAUUUCGCUGUGAAAAUUGGAUUUUUCUUGCGUAAAACGUCUCCUGUCGUGUGGAAGCUACGUUUCACACUAGUGGAAAUUGUGAUUUUGUAGUAUUAUUAGGUUUCUUGGUGGUUUUUUCACUGUCGAAGUUUUGUAGGCGUUUACAGUUUCAAAGCUGGCUACCGCGACGAUGUCAGCCCAGCAAAGCCCCGCUAGCUUGCAAGCGGCGGCCAACAGCGAGAAAGUAUUCCAGUGGAUCAACGAAUUGUCGAAUCCAGAGACACGUGAAACUGCUCUGCUGGAGCUAAGCAAGAAACGAGAAUCGGUACCGGAUCUAGCUCCAAUGCUGUGGCACAGCUUCGGUACUACGGCUGCACUGUUGCAAGAAAUUAUCAACAUUUAUCCAUCGAUAAAUCCGGCAACCCUUACGGCACACCAAUCGAACCGGGUGUGCAAUGCGCUGGCACUGUUGCAGUGCGUUGCCUCGCAUCCGGAAACCAGAUCUGUCUUCCUUGCCGCACACAUACCGUUGUUCUUGUAUCCGUUUCUUCAUACCACCUCGAAAACACGCCCAUUUGAGUACUUGCGGCUAACCUCACUGGGUGUGAUCGGUGCUCUGGUUAAGACCGAUGAACAGGAGGUUAUUACUUUCCUUCUAACCACGGAAAUCAUUCCACUCUGCCUGCGAAUCAUGGAGUCCGGAUCGGAACUGAGCAAAACCGUUGCUACGUUUAUUUUGCAGAAGAUUUUGCUGGACGAUAGUGGAUUGUCGUACAUUUGCCACACUUACGAUAGGUUUUCACAUGUGGCUAUUAUUCUGGGCAAAAUGGUAAUCUCUCUGUCAAAAGAACCCUCCGCAAGGCUGUUGAAACAUGUCGUUCGUUGCUACCUCAGAUUGUCGGACAAUCCACGAGCACGCGAAGCGCUCCGCCAGUGCCUGCCGGAUCAGUUACGGGACGGAACGUUUGCUGCCUGUCUGCAGGAGGACAAGUCGACCAAACCGUGGCUUACGCUGCUGCUGAAGAAUUUGGAAACCGUCUCGGUUGCGGGCAUUUCUCCGUUGACCUCCUAAUGCGACUGGAAGCGUGCCGAAUGGAAGUAGAUGUGUGAAUGUUGUAACAGAGCGUCCGAGUGUGCAUAACUGGGCAGGCAUGCUAGCAUGGCCUUUGUAUGAAUGAAUCGCAUAAAUAAAAAAGAGAGGAAAAAUCCACCCUUGGCUCUGCUAUCAGCGCAUUAUUCCGUGCCCAAGGACCACGCGAAAAUGAACCUGUGUUCCUGAACCUGAUCGAACCACGUGACCACCAGUCAAAUACUGAUUCAGUUUAAAAACUUAUGUUUGUAUAUUGAGAUGAAUUUGCUUGCUAAAUGUUUCCCCGAAGGAGAAACCUUUAUCGAACGUUCUCUUUAGGUUAGCGGUUUACGAGAAGUUUUUUUUCCACUUGCGGUUUUUGAUAACCAACAGUGGCUUAUACGUGUUUUAAACAGUUUACGGUAUAGAAUCAAACUGAAUUGUGAGUAAGACCUAGGGUAAGCGUUAGUACGAAAAUUUUCCAAGAAAAACGAAACGUUCUAGAUUAUGAACCUCGAUAGUCACAUAACUGAAUUAGGUAAAAUUAUUGUACAUUGGUCUGGAACAUCAUGAAGAAACUAAAUUUCAAACCUAAACUUGCACAGUGCAAGCUAUCGAUUAUUAUAUUCAUAUUUGUGCAAGCGUAAAUUAGAGCUGCUAAUAGAGUAGGGUAAAUACGAGCAAAAUUGAGACUGCGUCGAUGUGAGGAAGCUUAUCGUUUAAGUAUGAAAUAGAAGGAUGUUUUUAAUAUAUUAUGCGUUUGAAACUCCUUUUGCUUUACGUCUUCACAAUUGUACACCGCGUCUAGAAAAUAUGUUUGCAAGUGAUUUUUUUUUGUAUUAUCUUAUUUACUCUGUUACUCUGUCCAAAGUGUCCAACUUUUAUUGCGUUUUCGUUUGCAAAUGAACUCAUAGCUCUCGUUAAACCAAUGCUGUAAGUUAAGCGAUAUUGAUUCCAUACGACAUUAAUACUUUUAUAGUGAUUUAAGUGAUAUGUUCGAUUAAUAUAUAC